AUGGGCGCCGUGCGAGCCACUGGCAUCCUUGGUCCCACAUUCAUAACCUGCUCUGUGGCCGCAAUUGCAACCCUAGCUGCUUGCAAGUUGCGCUGCCUAAGUACUACUCAGGCGGCAGUCGUGGCAGUUCACAGUUCACCCGCGCAACUAUGGCCUCAGUGGGACAGAUUUGAAAUCAAGGCCAAGUCUUCCUUUGGGGGGGGGCAGUGUCUCGUCUCGACCCAAGGGGGGAAGCGUUCUGCGCCCAUCACGCCAACAUCGCAUACAUACUCUUUCCACGAGACAGAGCCCUUCGUUUUCCCUUUAAGCGCCCGGGUUGCAGAUCGAGAGCCGCCCCCAACGACCAAAACGGACAUCGUCACGGCCUCACUGUCUCGAUCGCCGUGUUGGUUUGGAAAAGGAAACUCGGACGAGAGUUGGUUGCCUAUUUGCGUCCGUUAUCGCGUCUAUCAACGGCAUGGGGACCUCGCAGACGCGCCUAUGAUCUCGCUCGAAAAUGGCACUCAACUGCAACUUCGAACACAGCCGACCUUCCCGCCGUUUCUGCGUGUUGGCCGCUUCGUUGUUCGUGUGUCUUGUCUGCAGUGUUACCUCACAGAAGACCAGAACCGCGAAGCCGUCCCUCAGCCGCAGCGAGGUGUCCUCUCACUUUUACCGGCGUAA
Molecule: messenger RNA, 663 nt
Organism: Sodiomyces alkalinus F11
Lineage: Eukaryota; Fungi; Ascomycota; Sordariomycetes; Glomerellales; Plectosphaerellaceae
Exons: 5
Coding region: 1-663 (220 amino acids)
Source: RefSeq, a predicted model, not a curated record